UCCAGUAUUCGAUCCUCCACUCUCUCGAUCUAAAAAUCCCUUUCUUGGUGUUUACCGUUUAGGGUUUAUCAAAAAAUCCUCCAUAAACCCUUCUAAGCUCUCUCAAUUUUGAAGCAAUUUCAAUUUACAAAUCAAGAAAUCGGUACCCCAAGUUGAAUUAGUCUCAAAAAUCAGCUGUAAGUACUCAUUUUCAUACAUUUUGGUUGUAUAUUUGGGGCAUUUGGUGUUGUAGUUUUUCUUGUUAAUGUAGCCUAAUAGUUAAGGUUUUAUGAAUUAUCAAGUGGGGUUGAGGAAUCUUGAGGUGGGUUCUUGGUUUUGUUGAAGAAUUUGGUUGAGUUUUGGGUUCUGGGGUUCGCAUUUUACAUCACAAAGUUGUGAUUUUUGUUUUCUUUUUGGGAAGAGACAUGAGUUUACAAAGUGGGGUGGAGGAAUAUUGAUGUUUGUAUUUGAUUUUGUUGAAGAUUUUGGUUGAGUUUGGGUUCUGGGGUUUGCAUUUUACAUCGCCCAAGUUGUGAUUUUUUUUUUGUUUCUGGGAAAAGAUACGAGUUUACCAAGUGGGGUGGAUGAAUAUUGAGGUUUCUAUUUGAUUUUGUUGAAAAUUUUGGUUGAGUUUUGGGUUCUGGGGUUGUCAUUUUACAUCACCAAGUUGUGAUUUUUUUAACAUUUUGGGAGAAGCCAAGAGUUUAGUAAUUCAUGUCUACUUGUAUUUUGGGCAAUUGGGCUGUGGUUAUACUCCUUAAUGCAGCUUAAAUGCAUAGGGUCUUCAUGAAUUGCAAAUGAGUGUUGGGAUCUUGAACUGCAUAUUUGAGUUGUGGAGUUUUUUGUAAUGUUACCAAGUUGUGAACUUUUCCUGUUAAAGGCACAAGUUUGAGCUGAGUGGUGAGGUUUUUGAGUAGAAGAAGCUGUAAAUCUUUUAGGAAUUUGAAUAUGAUCAUUGGAGGUAAUGCCGAGGAUAAAAGGGAGAAAGAGAGUACUGUUGAUAAUACUAGGGAAGAAAGAGCUGGUACAGACGAUUUUGGGCGAGCAAUAUCGAGGACCGCAGUGGCACAGAUAUGUGAAAGUAUUGGGUUUGAGAUCUUCAAUGAAUCUGCUCUUGAAUCACUUGCAGACAUUGCAAUUAAGUAUAUACUUGACCUAGGGAAGACUGCUAGUAGUAGUGCUAAUUUAGCUGGAAGAACACAGUGCAAUGUGUUUGAUAUUAUUCAUGGAUUAGAGGAUAUGUGUGCCUCCACUGGUUUUCUGCGAGCAUCGGAAGUGAACCGCUGUGGGUUAAGUUCUGGUAUUGUUAGCGAGAUGGUUGAGUAUGUGGAAUCUGCUGAAGAGAUACCAUUUUCUCAACCUCUUCCACAUUUUCCUGUGGUAAAACAUCCCAAUUUGAUACCCAGUUUUUUACAAAUUGGUGAAACACCGCCAUAUAAGCACAUACCUCCAUGGUUGCCUGCAUUUCCUGAUCCACAUACUUAUGUACGGACCCCCACAUGGAAUGAGAGGGCAUCGGAUCCUCGAGCUGAUAAAAUUGAAUUAGCAAGACAGCGAAGGAAGGCAGAAAGAUCUUUAUUAAAUUUACAACAGCGAUUGGUGUGCAAUGGUUCAGCAGUGGCAUCAACUUCUAGGCAGCCAGAUGAUGUUGGUAUCACUUCAAGUGCUAGUAAAAGUGAAAACCCAUUUCUUGCAAAACCUUUUCAAGCUGGUGAGAAAGAUGUGGACCCAGUGGCUCUUCCAACUAAACUUUCUAGUGAGGUAGAUGAUAAAAAUCAUGUUUCUUUGCUGGAGACGUUCUCCCCAGCAAUUCAGGCAAUGAAGGAUGGGCUUUCUGAAACAGUGAAUGGUACAGAGAAAACACUUCCGGACAAGAGGCCUGCUGUCUGUUUAGAGUUUAGACCUGGAAAGAAGGCCUUAGGUGAUUCUUUGGAUCUAAGGCUUUGGAAAAAGGGUUCUGGGAGAAACGCUUCCUUGUUCCGGCGGGAUGAAGAUAGAGAUGACAAGAAGAGGAGAGCUGAGUUAAUACUGAGACAAUCUAGGGAAAAUCAGCAGGAGUUAACCCAGUUGUAAAUUAGUUGGUUAGCUUGAUGGGGUAGUUCUGUACCCUUUUCAAAACAGCAGCAAUUGAUUAGGUUUAGAUAAAAGUCAAGUCAUACUGUAAUUCUUCUGUGGAUGUCACAGAGUCUGUUUGGAUGUCGAGCUGUAGUAACGUAGAGCAUUUUUUUGAGGUUAGUCAUUGUUCAUUCUCCAAUGAAUCUAUUUCAGUGAGAAUCUUUUUCCUUU
This is a messenger RNA of Solanum stenotomum, 2265 nucleotides long. RefSeq names its product transcription initiation factor TFIID subunit 8. Bases 928 to 2052 code for a protein of 374 amino acids. The transcript is spliced from 2 exons. Gene Ontology annotation, cellular component: transcription factor TFIID complex. Gene Ontology annotation, molecular function: protein heterodimerization activity. The record is from RefSeq and is a predicted model, not a curated record. NCBI's taxonomy places the organism in Eukaryota, Viridiplantae, Streptophyta, Magnoliopsida, Solanales, Solanaceae.